Messenger RNA from Biomphalaria glabrata, 354 nucleotides. RefSeq lists its product as uncharacterized. The record is from RefSeq and is a predicted model, not a curated record. The transcript has 3 exons. The coding region runs from base 25 to 354 and encodes 109 amino acids. NCBI's taxonomy places the organism in Eukaryota, Metazoa, Mollusca, Gastropoda, Planorbidae.
CACUCAAGUGAGAGAUUAUCAAUAAUGCAUUUCGUAAACUGUUUAAUAAUUGUUCUACUUCUGUCACUUAGCCAACUUUCAUUAGAAAGUCCUAACAACGAAGGUGACAACAGAGCUCGACUCCUACGCUUUGUGUCUCUCAUCGCUGGCUCUUAUUACGACGGAAAGGAGAAUCCUCUUUUAAGAAAAACUGUGUUACCGGUACAAGCCAAUGCUUUUUACCCGAGUUUAACCAUCUAUCUUGAAGACAAUGAAAAACCAGAGCCUCCUUUUCGACAAUUACUUGUGCUGCGAGAGCGCCCUGAUGGUUACAUUGCCAUUACGCCUUAUUUUUUUCCCUAUGACAAUAAGUAA